CACAAAACGACACCGGUUUCCGUUUUGAAUUCACCGCGGGAAUUUGGAGUGCCUCUUAGCAUACAUUAAAGUACGCACAGGAUAAGAGAGGAGUCCGUGGCGGCAUUGCAUAUCUUACAGUACAAGGAUAUGUCAGAUAUUAUCCGGCAGCACACCACCUUCUACCACAAGCGCUAACUGAGCUGUAGGCAGACAAGGCUGCCACCAGCAUCCUAUUUUCAUUCCUAUUCAAAGACUCAGCCAUACCAAACGCGAUGUCCAAACCCCUUAUCCCUCAAUCCAAGAUACACAGCGGUUCCUGGAAAAUGGAGUCUCUAAUGUCUGAACCCCUGAUGAAGAAAGCCUCGACCCUUCCAACGAAGUUCAUGGAGACGAAAGCCGUCAAUCUUCACGAGGCGUAUAGAAAUACGAGUUCUCACUACGAUCAAAAAAAGAAGGAAUACAUACUUUCAAGGAAGGAGGAUGAUGUCGUUGAGUAAGUGGCCAUAUUGGGGAUUGUCAAGUCGUAAUCUUAUAGAAUACUGACUCUAGUAGCAUCGAAACUGUAGCAAGAGAAAAGGAAGCUGAAAGACAAACGGCCCACUUCAGAACUAUUAUCGUGGCUUUUUCUGAAGCGAACUCGUUGCCCAAGAAUCUCAAAGGCUUUGCUAUCCGAGGGGCCCAUGACUGGGACGAAGUAGGUGACUGGUACUUUCCUAACUUGAAAUUUUCAGUAUCGAAAGGGUGAAAGCUUACUCUCCCAUUCUGUAGGUAUUAGAAACAGUAGAUUCAGCCAAAGAGGCGUACGGAAAUAAAGCCAAAGGUAAAAAAGGAAUCCAUAUAAGAGCCGGCAGAGGCAUGAGUAACAAAGCCAACGACCUCUCUCCGUGGCUGGAGCUUCUUCCUAAUGGUGAUUACUCAUCAAUGAUUUGUGGUGGGUUGAAAUUUGUGUUUGGUGUAAGUCUGACAGGAAGAAAAUUGAGCGUAAACUAACCAAAGUAUAGGCUGCCGCAGCUCAGGCAAAUGUGAGAAACAAGAUAAUGGAAGCAAUUGAAACUCUGCCCGAAGAAAUCGAAGAAGCGAAUGACACACUCGAGCGGUUCCGAAGAGUAGGUGACUACAAGGCAGACUAG
This is a messenger RNA of Hymenoscyphus albidus, 1112 nucleotides long. Lineage: Eukaryota; Fungi; Ascomycota; Leotiomycetes; Helotiales; Helotiaceae. The record is from the annotation of a GenBank genome assembly.